AGUUUCGUUUUGUCGAUGACAGCCAGGUCAUCGUAGCGGGUUUCACACAGCGAGUAACAGACAGCGAAACUAGUUGGCUGAGAUUCAUACAAAAGCUUCUAGUCUCCACUGGUCACACUAGUCGAGCGUGAAACAGAGAGAAUUAUGGACGCUCUAAGGAAACAAGCAAGUAAGAUCAGAGAUCAAGUCGCCAAACAACAACAGGCUGUAAAAAAGCAGUUCGGGGGAACUGGAUAUGAAAGUUCCGAUGUAAUGGUCAUAGAUGAGAUCGAGUUGCAGAGACAUCAACAUCUGGAGAAACUUUACAGGUCUACUCGUGCAGGCAAGGAUUUUCAGAAGGAUAUUGUUCGAGCAGCUGAAGCAUUUACGGUCACUGGCUGUAAGCAAAUAGAAACAGGAACCAAGCUCUCUGAGGACUGUUGCAAAUAUGGAACUGAGAACACAGAUGACAAUAUCUUAGCAAAGGCUGCGUCUCUAUAUGGUGAUGCGCUCGGCCAUGUGGAGAAAGAGCAAGAAGACUUAAAUAAGAUGUUAUCAUCGCAGGUUUUAGAACCUUUGAGGGCGAUGGUAAAUGGCGUUCCUCUUGAAGAUGCCCGCCACCUUGCUCAACGCUAUAGUCGAAUGAGACAAGAAGCAGAGAUCCAGGCAGCAGAAGUUUGUAGACGGCAAGCACGAUCGAAGGAACUUCCUUCUCCUGACAACACAGCAAAGCUGCACGCAGCUGAGUCUAGAAUGAAAGAACUCCAAGCAAACAUGGUGGUUUUGGGGAAGGAAGCAACGGCAGCGUUAGCUGCAGUUGAAGCACAACAACAAAGACUGACGUUUCAAAGGCUUGUGUCAAUGGUCGAGGGGGAAAGGACUUUCCAUCAAAGGGUGGCCGCAAUUCUCAUUGAUGUUGAAUCUGAGAUGGUUUCGGAAAAGCAGCGGAAAGAGUCUGCUCCUCCUGUCAUUGCAUUGGAUACCUGUUCCGAAAAAGCCAAGUAUUACCUGGCUGAGGCAACUCAUGCCUUUUUUGCUACUUCUGAGAAGGAACUGAGCUUGGCAGUGGGUGACUAUGUUGUGGUCAGAAAGAUGGCUCCUUCGGGAUGGUCAGAAGGAGAGUGCCGUGGUAAAGCGGGAUGGUUUCCUUCGGCAUAUGUGGAAAAACGCCAAAGAGUUCCGACCAUCAAUGUGAGCAGUGAAGUUUUCUGAUGCUCCACCUAAAACUUUAAAAUGAAAUGAGGGAAGAUAAUGUCAAAGGUGCCUCUUAGGAUGUAAUUUUGCUUUGCAGCAAAUUUUGAAACAGACACGCUUUAUCCUUGAAAUGCGUCCCAGAUCCUGUUGGGAAUGGAGCUUAAAGGAAAAGAAAAGAAAUGAAAUGAAAAUCCACAAAUUUCUAAUCUUUCGUCAGUCGUUGGUCCGAGGCCAAACCGUAAUAAGUGCAAGUACAUUUUUCUUAUUAGAAAACUGGAGAAUUUUAUUCAUUAAAGUUUUUCAGGUUGGAUAAACCUGAAUAACAGAGUUUCAAUA
Messenger RNA from Papaver somniferum (opium poppy), 1509 nucleotides. Its product is annotated as SH3 domain-containing protein 3-like. Bases 145 to 1191 code for a protein of 348 amino acids. The transcript has 11 exons. NCBI's taxonomy places the organism in Eukaryota, Viridiplantae, Streptophyta, Magnoliopsida, Ranunculales, Papaveraceae. Gene Ontology annotation, molecular function: protein binding. The record is from RefSeq and is a predicted model, not a curated record.